Messenger RNA from Syngnathoides biaculeatus (alligator pipefish), 2173 nucleotides. It is a transcript of the gene psmd3, whose product is annotated as proteasome 26S subunit, non-ATPase 3. Gene Ontology annotation, molecular function: protein binding; enzyme regulator activity. NCBI's taxonomy places the organism in Eukaryota, Metazoa, Chordata, Actinopteri, Syngnathiformes, Syngnathidae. Gene Ontology annotation, biological process: ubiquitin-dependent protein catabolic process; regulation of protein catabolic process. The transcript has 12 exons. The record is from RefSeq and is a predicted model, not a curated record. Bases 198 to 2039 code for a protein of 613 amino acids. Gene Ontology annotation, cellular component: proteasome regulatory particle, lid subcomplex; proteasome complex.
AUUAGAGGGGGGCCGCCGGACAGACCACAGGCAGCGCAGCAAACGAAGAUGGUCGGGUUGUGUCGAGGACUGAGCGGGACCGGCCAGGCAAAGUCAGAGAGGGCAGACUCGCGACAAAGGGAGGAUGGAAAGAGUGAGAGGAAGACCAACGAAGAAAGUUGGAUGGAGGGAAGACGUGAAGGGGACCGGAGAGCAAGAUGGAGGACGCGCUGUGGCGACCCCUAGCGGGACAAGCCCGAAACCAAAGAAAAAGACGACGAUGUGCUCUGCGCUCCUCUGGUGCUGUCUGGCUCCUCCCACAAUCCUUUGCGCCGUCCCAGACUUGCCAGUCAUCGUGGCGACCGACGAGCGAACUUCGGGAAAACAAAGAGGAGACCAGUUGUAGUUGCGUCUGUGGGGAGUUUUUUUUUGUUUGUUUUGUUUGGUUUUGUGUUUUUUUUUUUUUUUGUUUUUUUUUUUUUAAAAGCAGAAAAACCAUGAAGGAGACGGCGGCCAAGCGGCGCGACAGAGCGGGAGGCCGAGACCGGGACUCCAAGGCCGACAAGUCCAAGGAGGCCGCCGGCGCCGAGUCACAGGACGUCGACAUGCCCGAGGCGGAGGCCGCCAGCCUGGUCAAAGCGCCCAAAGAGCUCGACAGCCUGACCCUGGAAGACAUCAAGGAGCACGUGAAGCAGAUCGAGAAGGCGGUUUCGGGCAAGGAGCCUCGCUUCGUGCUGCGGGCGCUGCGAGCGUUGCCGUCCACCAGCCGCCGCCUCAACACGCUGGUGCUGCACAAAACCAUCAGCGGCUUCUUCACCAACAACGCCGCCACCAGAGACUUCCUGCUCGCCUUCCUGGACGAGCCCAUGGACCUGGUGGACGGGGACGUGCCGUUCCGACCCAGGACGGGGAAGGCGGCCGGCAACCCUCUGCUGCCGGAGGUGGAGGCCUACCUGCAGCUGCUUCUGGUGGUGCACCUGACCAACAACAAGAGGUUCAGCGAGGCCCAGAAGGUGUCCGACGACCUGCUGCAGAAGAUGGCCUCCAAGAACCGCCGGGCUCUGGACCUGGUGGCCGCCAAAUGCUAUUACUACCACGCGCGCGUCUACGAGUUCCUCAACCAGCUGGACAGCAUCCGCAGCUUCCUGCACACGCGGCUGCGCACGGCGACGCUGCGCCACGACGCCGACGGCCAGGCGGUUCUCCUCAACCUCCUGCUGAGGAACUACCUCAACUUCAACCUCUACGAUCAGGCUGAGAAGCUCGUGUCCAAGUCUGUCUUUCCGGAACUGGCCAACAACAACGAGUGGGCCCGAUACCUCUACUACACCGGUCGCAUCAAAGCCAUCCAGCUGGAAUAUUCCGAGGCUCGCCGGACUUUAACCAACGCGCUGAGGAAAGCCCCCCAACACACCGCCGUGGGCUUCAAGCAGACGGUCCACAAGCUGCUGAUUGUGGUGGAGUUGUUGCUGGGAGAAAUUCCCGACAGGCUUCAGUUCAGGCAGCCGUCGCUCAAGCGGUCGCUCAUGCCCUACUUCCUGCUCACUCAGGCGGUGCGAACGGGCAACCUCUCCAAGUUCAACCAAGCGUUGGAGCAGUUUGGCGAGAAGUUCCAGACGGACGGCACGUACACGCUCAUCAUCCGCCUCAGACACAACGUCAUCAAGACGGGCGUGCGUAUGAUCAGCUUGUCGUACUCGCGCAUCUCGCUGGCUGACAUCGCGCUCAAGCUGCAGCUGGACAGUCCUGAAGACGCCGAGUUCAUUGUGGCCAAGGCCAUCCGAGACGGCGUGAUCGAGGCGAGCAUCAACCACGAGAAAGGCUUCGUCCGCUCCAAGGAGACCAUGGACAUCUACGGCACCCGAGAACCUCAGCUGGCCUUCCACCAGAGGAUCUCCUUCUGCCUGGACAUUCACAACAUGUCUGUCAAGGCCAUGAGGUUUCCGCCCAAAGCGUACAACAAGGACUUGGAGUCAGCUGAGGAGCGUCGUGAGCGUGAGCAGCAGGAUCUGGAGUUCGCCAAAGAAAUGGCCGAAGACGACGACGACAGCUUCCCCUGAACCCCUCCCUCUCGCCGUUGACUCCCUGUGCGCAAAGGAAGUGCUUGUCUGUUUAUUACCCACAAUGCCCCUCUCCUCCUGGUUUGUUUUUUUUCCUCAAGUGAACAAAUAAAGAUGGCGAGCUCGUAAACGGC